Molecule: messenger RNA, 590 nt
Organism: Poecilia latipinna (sailfin molly)
Lineage: Eukaryota; Metazoa; Chordata; Actinopteri; Cyprinodontiformes; Poeciliidae
Product: parvalbumin-7-like
Exons: 5
Coding region: 158-487 (109 amino acids)
Cellular component (GO): cytoplasm
Molecular function (GO): calcium ion binding
Source: RefSeq, a predicted model, not a curated record
CAUCCUCUUGUCUCUCCUCCUCACCCUUUCCAUCUCUUCCUCCCUUGUCCUUCACUCCUCUCCAGCUGCCAGAAGCUCGCAGGCUCGGCGCCCCUCCUCGUCCAACCACUGACGAUUCCGAAGCUCUCCGGACAAAGACCUCGCCACAGAAGCCAAGAUGGCAAUGAGCAGCAUCCUCAACGCCGAUGACAUCAAGAAAGCUCUCGACGCAUUUGCAGUUGCUGACUCGUUCGACCACAAGAAGUUCUUCGAGAUCGUUGGUCUGAAGUCCAAAUCCCCCGACGAUGUGAAGAAGGUCUUCACGGUGCUGGACGCCGACAACAGCGGCUUUAUAGAGGAAGAGGAGCUCAAAUUCGUCCUGAAGGGUUUUGCCAAGGAUGGCAGAGACCUGACAGACAAAGAAACCAAAGCGUUUUUAAAAGCGGCUGACAAGGACGGAGACGGCAAGAUUGGAAUCGAUGAAUUUGCUGCCCUUGUGAAGGAAUGAACAGCCGCCCAUCGCCGUGACGGAUCGCCUCCCAGCCCUCACCAUCCCGACUCCAUGCUCACCCCCUCCCCCACGCCUCACUGCAACCUGCACCCCCCCACAC